This is a messenger RNA of Carya illinoinensis, 886 nucleotides long. RefSeq lists its product as uncharacterized. Lineage: Eukaryota; Viridiplantae; Streptophyta; Magnoliopsida; Fagales; Juglandaceae. The record is from RefSeq and is a predicted model, not a curated record. The coding region runs from base 195 to 485 and encodes 96 amino acids. The transcript has a single exon.
AAAAGAAUAGAAAAUCACGGUCACUGACUCACUCCUCCAAGAACAAACAAACACUUCAGUCUCGCCUCAGAGAAUCUCUGCACAGUGGAACUGCAGUCCAAUCCCACCCCCUCCUUUUCCGUUGUGAAAAUCCAACACCAACACCACUCUCUCUCUCCUCUUUCUCUCGCUCUUUCUGCCAAACCCAAGAAGCCAUGGAGAUCCCGGAAAAGCUUCUUGAGUACAGGUUCCACAUCAUCUUCGCUCUCGCUCUCCCUCUCACCAUCGUCUCCAUCGUCCACGUAGCACCCAGUUUCGUCCCCGUCUUGGCUUACUUCUGGCCCCUAUUUCUCUCCACCGCACUCUUCCUCUUCGCCGUGAUCUUCUUCGGCCGGACUUCCGUAAAGGGCAUCGACGUCCACGGCGACGACAAAGCCGUAGAGGGACUCAUCGAUUACGUCGCUGGGCAACCGGAACAUUCGGUAGAGAGCUUCAAGUCCGAGUAGCAGCACGAAACAACAAAACCCAUGUGUAAUUUCGAAACUCCUCCCAACCCCCACUCCCUGUUUUUUGGUUUUUGUCUCUGGUGAUCUGUAAAUUCUUUCCGGUGAAGAAUAAUUUUGUUCAUGACAUUCAGAUUCAUCUUUGCAUUAUUAUCUAAAAAAAACUGGGUGUAUAAUUAUUAUGUUCGUAGGAGUGCGGUGAAUCCGGAUAGACACUUGAGACACAAAGCUAGGCUCUUUAAGACACGCAUAUUUUGAAUGGGAUUGGAUUGGGUGAGGAAACAAACGAAAUGUGUAGGAUGUGAUUGAGAAAGGGCCGAUGGGCUCACCGAAAGGGAAGGACGUCUUUCUAAUUCUAUGACUAGGAAACCCGUGUUAUUACACGUCACUCCAUUUUUGUUUCA